Molecule: messenger RNA, 843 nt
Organism: Saccharomyces mikatae IFO 1815
Lineage: Eukaryota; Fungi; Ascomycota; Saccharomycetes; Saccharomycetales; Saccharomycetaceae
Gene: IPK1
Product: inositol pentakisphosphate 2-kinase
Exons: 1
Coding region: 1-843 (280 amino acids)
Biological process (GO): inositol phosphate biosynthetic process
Cellular component (GO): nucleus
Molecular function (GO): ATP binding; inositol-1,3,4,5,6-pentakisphosphate 2-kinase activity
Source: RefSeq, a predicted model, not a curated record
AUGAGAGUUAUCGGGCGUGGUGGGGCAAAUAUUGUGAUUGAUUAUGGAGAUCCAAUGUGGUUAUGGCGAUGCUGCAUUCGUUGGCCUGAUCUGUUAUCAUCUAAUAAUUCUUACACUGUCAAAAACAUUCAUUAUAUUAGAGAGAAUGUAGAACCUCUUUUGCAUGGUUUAAUCUGUCCAAUGAAUCUCAUUGAUGUGGAUAUAGACGUUGUAAGACCCAUUCUAAGUACCUUUAUAUUAAACUUGGAUGAAAAGGUGGUCAAAAUUAUCAAAAUAAAAAACCUAUUCAACAGGACAGCAAAUCUGAUACAGAACGACCACUUCUUGAAAUCUUACUGUUCACAGAAUUUCCAAACUGUUCUUUUGGAACUAAAACCUAAAUGGCUAUACUACGAUACGGAUUACUGUAGGAACUGCACUCAUAACGUAUCUAAAGGUAGAGAGGUUAGAUACUGUUACAAUCAGCUAUUAAUCAAUCCAUCACACUUGGAAUUAACAUUCGCAGAAUGCAAGGUAUACCCGGAUAAAUUUAAAGCAGCUAUGCUUAACUACUUGCACGAUGACAAUAAUGUCUUCAAGAUUCUUUAUGAUUUACAGAAAAAAUUUACAGAAAACGUAAUUUCAAUUAAGAAUAUAAAAUCGAUUGACGAUGUAAAAGAUGAGCAUUUACUACUCAUGACGCUCAGAGAUGUGACAUGUUUCAUUGAAUGGAACAGUACCAAAGAUGCGUUAUAUGUGAAUGUAAUAGAUGUCGAUCUAAAACCAAAAGAAAAAUGGACUCAUUGGAUAAAAACUUACAAUCAGUUGACAUCAAGCGAAAAAAUCUAUCAUACUUCAAAAUAA